Messenger RNA from Scatophagus argus, 1506 nucleotides. It is a transcript of the gene commd5, whose product is annotated as COMM domain containing 5. The transcript is spliced from 7 exons. Gene Ontology annotation, cellular component: nucleus. NCBI's taxonomy places the organism in Eukaryota, Metazoa, Chordata, Actinopteri, Scatophagidae. The coding region runs from base 137 to 772 and encodes 211 amino acids. The record is from RefSeq and is a predicted model, not a curated record.
GAGUCAUGUGACAAGAAGGCGGAAGCUGUCAUAUAAACAGAAAAGUAGCGUUAAAGACAACACAAACGUCUGUGCUCAGAAUAUUCACUUUACUAUCUGUUAUCUGUACAUGCAGUGUAUUAGGACGUGGUGAGCCAUGUCUUCGAGCCAUUUAAAGGACUCCAGCUUUUUGGGAGGCCGGAUACCACCAGAAAUCGAGUCAUUGUCGAAAAACCUGAAGGAUGUGGACCAAGAGAUGUUCAGAAAAAUACUAAAAGUUGUGGUGAGUGCCCUGGAAGGGAAGGAUUGCAGAGAGGUGAUGAAGUCGAUAGCAGAGAGCAGUGCCAUCCCCCAGGAGAGGCUCAGUCACAUCGUAGCUGGGAUGUACAGAGUUCUCUCUGAGGCCAUCCGCAUCCCUACAUCAUCACUUAAACAGGAGGCCUUCAAAGAAGAUCUUAGAGAACUGAGGGUACCUGAAGACUUUAUCACAGAUUUCUCCAGUGUGGUUUUUGGCAGUCGGCGUGCAGCUCUAGAGGCAGCGACCUCCCAGAAUGAUCCUCACCUCCCCACAGUAGAAGACUUGAAAUGGAGAGUGGAUGUCGCCAUUUCUACAAGCUCUUUAGCCAGGGCCCUGCAGCCUUCUGUUCUGAUGCAGAUGAAACUGUCGGAUGGGAGCUUUCAUCGCUUUGAGGUGCCCGUGUCUAAAUUCCAGGAGCUCCGGUACAACGUGGCUCUGAUUCUCAAAGAGAUGAAUGAUCUUGAGAAGAGGAGCAUUCUUCAAAUCCAAGAUUGAUGGAGGCAGGCAGGGUUGUUAUCUAAUUAAACCAUCCUUUAGUUUAAGAUUUAGUGGAAUUUGUGUUCAUGCUCGGAAUGCCACUGAUUUGGAUGAUUUCAAAUAUGGUAUUAUGAAAGACAAAGAUAAUCUGCCUGUCGUGAUGUUAUGAUUUGAUGGUGUUGGCAUCCAACAUACCUGACUGUUGACAAUGUAAAUAAUAAGGGUAGUUGGUCAGCUAGCUGAAUCGUGAAAUCAAAAGGAUUCAAGAGACUUUUAUGUGUCACAGCCUAUAUUUAAAAACAAAUAUAUAAAGUCAAACAGUAUAACUCUUUCCUUUCUAUAUGGUAAGCUGCACAUAUUAGUGCUUGCUGGCAGAGUUGAGGCUGCUGCAAAGUCUCCUGUAUGCCAAAAAUACAAAUGCAAUCUAAAGAGCAUUUGGACACUCACUUCCUGAGUGACCAUUUUAACUAGUGUCAUGUGAUAUUCUGAGUUCAAGACAGAACAUUUUAUUCACAUGCUUCUGAAACACAAGGAUGUGCCAGUCAAAGACAGAACAAGGACAUUUUUUCUACUCAUCUGUUUAUACGUGCAAUUCUAACCAGUGCAAAAGAUUUACUCGUCUCUUUUGUUGUAAUACUAUUGUAUAACAAGUAAAAUGAUGAUUUCACUGUUAUUUUGUGUGUUUUCCAUAAUAACAUUAGAAAUUUUUACAUCUUGAACCACCUCUUGCUAAUAAAACCUUUCCAAGAAUA